AAAAAAAAAAAAAACGAAAUAUUAAUUAAUCAAAAAAACAAAAGUUAAUAAUAAUUAUGAUAGUUGUCUUCAACUAAGAGAAACUAUUUCCUUCCAAUAAUAAGUUAUGGCUAUAUGUUUUAGUUUAUCGGCCAUCAAGGUGCAACAUAUCUUGAUACUGUUAAUCAGUUAUUUAUUCAUCGCCUCGACUGCAGGUAUUACAUGCCCAACGCUAUGUAAAUGUACGUGGAUUUUGGAUAGUCUCGAGGUGAAUUGCGCUCAUCAGGAGUUAAGCGAAAGUCCCGAUUUUGAUAUAAUACCCAUUGAAGUUCUUGAUUUGUCGCACAAUAAAUUGGAGGAUUUUCCUCACGAAUUAUCCGCUCACGAAACAUUAAUUUAUCUGGACUUAUCCAAUAAUCUAAUCAAAUAUCUGGAACCAAUUGCUCUAUCGAGCUUUACGGGUCUCAGAACUUUGCUAAUGAACAAUAACAUGAUAACACGAUGGUCUCAUAUAAAUCCCGACGAAAUUCUUCUUAACGCCGUUAACUUGGAACAUUUAAGUUUAAAUGGCAAUCAAUUUGAAUUCUUCAAUGACGAUGAGAGCUCUCUAAUGCUGACGAGUGAUUCGCUCACACAUUUGGAAUUGCAAGGUUGUGGCAUAAAGAAAGUUGGCGGCGAUAUACUAACGGAGGCUUUACCCAAUUUGGAAUAUUUGAAUUUGAAUAACAAUUCUUUAGAUUCAUUGGAUGUAUUGCCUUCGUCCAGCUUAUUAGGUCUAGAACUGAGUAACUGUGACUUACAAUUCCUACCAGAAUUUUUUAUGUCCGAGCUACCGAUGUUAACAUUUUUAAACUUAUCCUGGAACACGGAUUUAAGCGACGAAGUGUUUAAGUCUCUGAAAUCGACGACGCUUCGUAAACUGGAUUUAUCCUAUUGCACAUUGGAUGCGAUCGAUGUCUCUCAAGUUUCGUCUUUAAGCCAUUUACAGUUGCAAGGAAACAUGUUAAAUUUUAUUACAUCGAGGACAUUUCAAAAUAAUUCGCAAUUGGAAAUGUUGGACUUGUCGCGCAACUCCUUACGCUCCAUAGAUUCGGAGGCAUUCAUUCAACUAAAACAGUUAACGCAUUUGGAUUUAGCUUACAAUCAACUGACUCGUCUCGAUCGUAACGUUUUUCGCUAUAAUGAGAAAUUGGUUUCAGUAAAUUUAAAUCGAAAUACUAUUGAAAAGUUUACAAAUUUGGUUUCGAGUUCUUUACGGGACAUCAGUCUCUCUUGGUGCGAGAUAAUACAAAUCGAUGCUAAUGCUUUGUCGGGCUUAAAUAAUCUGCAAAAGUUGAACUUGUCUAGGAAUUUAAUUAAAGAUUUUCCCGACAACAUGGCUUCCGAUACUUUACAGAAAUUGGAUUUGAGUAACUGCCGUUUAUCGAGUUUGCGCAACACAACAUUCGAGUUUUUUCCGGAGCUGGCGAGUUUGAAAUUGAAUGGCAAUCGUUUCACUAAUCCAUUUCCCACCGUCUACUUUAAGCGGAAUAAAUUUCUUGAUGACAUCUGGUUAGGUGAUAAUCCAUGGAUUUGCAAUUGCCAGGAUUCAGUAUUUGUCGAGUUUAAUGCUUACUUAACAAGGCAGCCAAGCAAAAUCAGAGAUAAAAGGAACUUAAAAUGUGCCUCACCAGCUCACUACUAUGGCAAAACAUGGGAAUCGGCUUGCGGGUUAGAGUGGCUUGUCGAUACAAAUGAAAAUACCAGCACGGCCGCCAAACUUUGGACAAUCAUUUUCUCGAGCGCGCUAAUAAUUGCUGCAUUAAUCUUUCUCUUUGCCUGUUUUCAACGGUAUAUGGUCUACCGUCGAAAAUGGCUGAAUAUGGAAGAGUAUCGCGGCAAUCAGGAAGAAAUGAGAGCCAUACGUCGCUUGAAUCAUCGCAUUCUAAGUGAGGAGGCCGCGCCUAAUGCUCCCAGCGCGGAUGAGACUAAUUUACCCUCCUACGAAGAUGCUUUACAUAUGCCCAAGCCUCGUUUUGUACGGUCGGCGAAAUCUUUAAUGGAUUUAUCAUCAGAAACUAAUCGUCGCAGAAAAUCACUUCGAAAACUUCUCACUUCGCCAGAAGAUGACAAUGGCGAGACGGAAGAAGAGGUCGCCUUAAAUUUGGAUCUUCAUUUGCGUUUUCAUAGCGAAGAAAUGCUAUCGAAUCGCGAUCGCGAACGUUUAGUGCGAAUUGAACCUUCCCGUCGUACGGAGCGUAGUCGCAGCAAUUCGAUUGCUGCUCGUCAUUUUAAUAAACACGACAAUCGCUUUCCUGCCGCUUACUUGAAAGCUCAAAAUUUACAAAGUGCCGAACAAAUCGCCAAUUUUCAAAGUUACGAAAACAGUCCGUAUACGAAAAGGAAACCGAAAAUUGCAGAAAUUCCACCUUUUAAGAGAGCGACACUUAAGGCCGAUUCAGUGGAAUUUUUUACCGAUAACGAUUACGAGACAUUCACCAGUAAACCUAAUAGUCCGUUCGCCAAACGCAAACCGAAAAACAUCAAGUCGGAAACAAUCGAAAGGCCUUUGCCGCCAGCGAUUGAGGAUUAUUAUGAUAAGCCUCACGGCUCUCCAUCAAAUUCACGAGAAGGCAGUGAUUUUCAUGUGGUCGUUGACCCAGAUAUUCGUUCCUUAAAAGAUAGUCAUAGUACGACUUCGUCCGGAUCAGAGACUGAAGUCCAUUUAUUGCGUCCUAAGCGUAAAAAGGCAGCAAACACAUCUAGUCAUGAUACUGCGAAAGCAUACCGUGACGUAUAUGAUGGCUCCUCUUCUGAUCAAGAACCCAUGGUUGUGGUUCAUAAGUCAAUGCGUGAGACCUUAUUUUAAAUUGUUUUUUAAGUAAUUGUUUCAAUUAGUAUUAAAUAUUUUUAUAUAAUAGAAUAAAGCGUAAGUGUGUAAGUCGAUCUUAAUUUGAAGAAAACAGCAAGUAAGGCCCAUUUUUCUACCCUACACUACUUGCAGCGCGAGCAUAUAUUGGCUUUGUGCAGAAGUAUUGAACACUCGGAAGGGCUUGAAGUAGACACAAUUUUUAUGGUACCGUUCGAGCUUGUCUGUCCGUCCGCACCUCUUGUGUUCCUAUGUUUAACCGGCGGAUAUAUUUUAAUGAAAUUGGGUGCGCCAACUCCCCAUAUAAUAUCGCACUUUGAAUAAUCAUUAUAUGAAGCGGAUUGACGUAGGCAUUUACUGCUGCACCGUGUCUCACUACCGUGUUUUUACUUAAUGUUUUAUAAGAAGUAUUUCAGUCAAUUUUGAUUGUAGAUCAUCCUAAGGCAUGUAUUAAGCGCUACUUUCCGGUCUAAGAAUCAUCUCCAUUUUCGAACUUCUUAAUAUCUGUGAUUGUGCCGGUUAUAUAGGAAUAGAGUAAAACGAUUUGGUCGAAUUUCUUUCCUAAACGGCACGACAAAGUUAAUGUAUUGCUAAGCUUAGGAUGCAUAUACAUUGUUAAUCAAUAUCAACAACUGAGUCGAUCUAAGUAUGUCCAUCUGUGUUAUGUCUUUUGGUAAAAACUGUGCCGGCCGCAAAAAUUAAUCGGUUUUAAAUUUAACAGAAACAUUGAAAGCUCUUGGGUAUACGUUGAUACUGAGAAUGAGCCAAAUCGGUCAGAGAGGACGGCAGAGAUCACUGUUUAGCCCACGGAAUAAAAUUCACAACUGCCAAGUGGGUGGUCGCAGGUUCAAAUCCUAAGCUAAGUAGCUAAGCAUGGGCAGCUAUAUGCACUUGUGUUCCCUUAUUAAGCCA
This is a messenger RNA of Glossina fuscipes, 3739 nucleotides long. RefSeq lists its product as uncharacterized. The record is from RefSeq and is a predicted model, not a curated record. The transcript is spliced from 5 exons. Gene Ontology annotation, molecular function: protein binding. NCBI's taxonomy places the organism in Eukaryota, Metazoa, Arthropoda, Insecta, Diptera, Glossinidae. The coding region runs from base 107 to 2827 and encodes 906 amino acids.